UGCUAAGUCCUGAAAUAUUGAAGUACUUCCCAUGCAGAUAGGCUCAGAUGAUCAACAAACCAAGUGAUAACUCUCAGGUGGCCUCUCUCUGCCGCCCUUGUGACCAGCUCUCCGUUAUCGCUUUUGUCCCUUUUGGCAAUGUCCCACCCGUCUGAAGUGCUUUAAACAUCAAGCACGGAAGACAAUCCACUGGUCCGGCUUCCCGCUACUAUUGACAUGUCAAUAAGCCAAUAUUCAUAUUCUGCGUCGCUCCCACCCUCAAAGGGGGGUGUGGAUCCCGAAGACAUCGACCCUGACGCGGAAUUCGGUGGUUCAGCGGCACGCAAAGAACUAGAGCGCAAACUCUUGCGGAAACUUGACCUUCGCAUGUCGAUCCUGGUACUUAUCUAUAUCCUCAAUUAUGUCGAUAGAAAUAAUGCUGGUGCCGCACGCUCCCGAGGGCUCGUCGCCGACCUUCAUCUUACUGAUCAGCAAUUUGCGACGUUGUUGUCCAUUCUCUACGUCGGAUACAUUAUCAUGCAGAUCCCGUCUAAUAUGUUUCUUAACUUCACCGGCAAGCCGUCACUUUAUCUGCCUGCUUGUAUGGCCGUUUGGGGUAUGAUAUCAGCACUGACUGGAAUUACGACCAAUUUUACCGGAGCCGUCAUAACGCGUUUCUUUCUAGGCUUCGUAGAAGCAGCCUUUUUCCCUGGUUCCCUAUUUUUAAUUUCGAAGUGGUACAAGAGAACAGAGAUAGGUUUCAGAACCGCAAUUCUCUACUGCGGAAACAUCAUUAGCAAUGCCUUUGGGGCACUCCUCGCAUCGGGUAUUCUUGGUGGCAUGAACAAUGUCCUCGGACACGCUGCAUGGAGGUGGCUUUUCUACCUCGAAGGAGCUCUUACUGUCUUUGUCGCAAUCUGUGCCAUCUUUAUUUUGCCAGACUUUCCGUCAACAACGAAGUGGCUUUCUGAUGAUGAGCGUCGACUUGCAUUGAGGCGUAUGGAAGAGGAUGCAGGUGUCGGUGACCAGAAAGAAACCGAGCAGGGUGGCCUUACUCACGGUCUCUACCUCGCUGUUACCGACUGGACAGUGUGGUGGUUUGCAAUGGCAGUGAACGCAAUAGUGGUAUCAUUAUCCUUCAAUGCGUACUUCCCCACUCUUAGCGCGACACUUGGGUAUAACCCAACAGUGUCACUUCUCCUUGUUGCCCCUCCGUUCGUCUUUGCUGUCAUUGUCACAUUCUGUUUGUGCAGGCACUCUGAUUACAAGCAAGAACGCUUCUACCACAUUAUCGGUUCAUGGAUUGCCGGUAUUAUUGGGUUCAUUAUUGCAAUAAGCACCAUGAACACGGCAGCCCGAUACGUGUCCCUGUUCCUCAUGGCGCAGACGUAUGCAGGACUCGUUGUGAUGCUCGCAUGGAUGAAUAACUCGUUUCCUCGACCGCCAUCAAAGCGUGCGGUAUGUGUGGCGAUCAUCAACGGAUUUUCGCAACUUGGCAAUGUUGCAGGCUCGUAUAUUUGGCCUUUAAGUUGGGGCCCUACCUAUCGAUACUCCUACGGUAUCUGCAUUGCAGCUAGCGGUACCGCGAUUAUAAUGGCCUGGAUUUUUAAACAGCAUCUUAUAUCAUUAAAUGAGAAACUGGAGCGUGAAGAGCAGGAGAAAGGGAUCAAGGAAAAAGGAUUCCGAUACCUUCUGUGAUUGAUCGCGAGGUGAUCUACAACUUUUAGGCGACAGACACGAAAUGCCAUUACCAUGACUUGCACUGUGGAUAUUAUGAGCCUUGAGGCCUAAGGAGCAAUCAAUUUGGAAACGUUGUUGCCUGCAGUCGGAUGGCCCACGAUAUCGGCUAUGAUAUGCUAUUAGCGGAAGGGGCUGGUUGUGCAGCAACAAAAUCGGUUGUGAUUGGAUGUGAAUAGUUUGACAGACGAAUGUUGUUGACAGUGGGAGAUC
This is a messenger RNA of Suillus plorans, 1929 nucleotides long. RefSeq names its product MFS general substrate transporter. Gene Ontology annotation, cellular component: membrane. Lineage: Eukaryota; Fungi; Basidiomycota; Agaricomycetes; Boletales; Suillaceae. Gene Ontology annotation, biological process: transmembrane transport. Gene Ontology annotation, molecular function: transmembrane transporter activity. Bases 217 to 1677 code for a protein of 486 amino acids. The transcript is spliced from 10 exons. The record is from RefSeq and is a predicted model, not a curated record.